AUGAAGUUUGUUUCAUCUGCUGAGACAGAACCAGCCGACACAACAACAUAUUCUGAGGAUUCAAAGUCAGGUCGAGAGAAAUAUCAGAAAAUCAAGCCAAUUGUUGAGUACAAUAAAAGGGGGAAAGGAUGUGGCCCUGCACAUACUGAGAUGCAGUCCUACAUUGGUGUGUUGGCACGCUCCAGAGUCCCACUUGUGGACAAGAAAUGGGCUGAAAUCCCCAAGGAUAUAAAAAAACAUAUUUGGGAAGCCGUUGACAUGGCUUUUGUGGUAGGUCAAGGGGGCAAGAACCUGGUGUUAUCUUCUGCUGCCAAGAAAUGGAAGGAUUUCAAGUCUACACGAACGAGGCAUUAUAUCCUUCCAUUCAUCAAGGAGAGGGAGAAAUUAAGCCAACCCCCUGAACUAUAUAAAUUCAUAGAGAAAGCAGAAUGA
Molecule: messenger RNA, 432 nt
Organism: Prunus armeniaca (apricot)
Lineage: Eukaryota; Viridiplantae; Streptophyta; Magnoliopsida; Rosales; Rosaceae
Source: the annotation of a GenBank genome assembly